Molecule: messenger RNA, 5426 nt
Organism: Onychostoma macrolepis
Lineage: Eukaryota; Metazoa; Chordata; Actinopteri; Cypriniformes; Cyprinidae
Product: achaete-scute homolog 1b-like
Exons: 1
Coding region: 1799-2329 (176 amino acids)
Biological process (GO): regulation of transcription by RNA polymerase II; developmental process
Molecular function (GO): RNA polymerase II transcription regulatory region sequence-specific DNA binding; protein dimerization activity; DNA-binding transcription factor activity, RNA polymerase II-specific
Source: RefSeq, a predicted model, not a curated record
UGAUCCUUAUGAUAACGUGUAAGAGAUUUCUUUGUUGAUAAAUUACCAGGAUAUGGAUCAAAAGACAUUUCUAACAAGACUUUAAAAAAUGAUUUGGAAAGUAAUACCACUCUUUACCACAAGAGGGAGUAGGAUUCCGCCAAUACACCUGUUAUUAUAUUUCUACUACUCCAGCUAUUAUGUAGCAAUACACACGAGCUCGUGAAGUGUUAGAUGAGCGAAUAACACGACAAACAGCAAAGACUGCCUUGAUUUAUUUCGACUGAAUAUGUAUUCUGCUCACUUUCAAAUAGUGCGUUUGUGUUUUUAAAAAUAUAAAAUAUGCAAAAUAGUGAGACCUGAGCUAAAUAAAUAGAAACAAUAUUCAGAAAUGGCUUUUUAUUCACAGUGACACUAAUUGCAGGGCAGCCGGCUGCGUCUUUCUAAAGCGUCAAGCGUUUUUUUUUAAUAAGAGAAAAACAAAGGUCUAAAACCACUGAUUUUUUAAUUUAUUUAUUGUUAUUAUUCUGUAAAAAAGUUAUUUUGAAAAGCAAAAAUCAAAGAAAAGUUAUGUAAAAUGAAUAAGACAUAUUGGUAACACUUUAGUAUAGCGACCAAUUCUCACUAUUGACUAGUUGAUUAUUAGCAUUAUGAACAUAUUGGCUGUUUAUUAGUACUUAUAAAGCACAUGUUCUGCAUGACCUUAUUCUACAUCCCUAAUCCUACCCAAUAUACAUAAAUUUGACAACUACCUUACUAACUAUUAAUAAGCAGCAAAUUAGGAGUGUAUUGAGGCAAUAGUCAAUGUUAAUGUAUUGUUAAUAGCGAGAAUUGGACGUUAAAAUACAGUUUGACCGAAAUAUUUAAGAUUCCUAACUUAUUCUUCUGCUAGCUCACUAGUCAAAUGUAAGCAAAUUAGUGAACUCGAUCAGGCUUUCUUGCUCCUCCCAAAUCGUGCAACUACAAUCAUCAGGUUUAGUCCAGUUUGAUGUCAAAUUCAUGCAUUUUCUUCAAUAUUUGCAAUAAAUCAAAGUUAACAACAGCAUGUUCAUUAGACUUUUGGGUUGCACUUUAUUUUAAGGUGUCCUAGUUACAGUGUAAUUAUACAUUUAAGUACUGAGUAAUAUUAAUUAAAUACGUAAAUAGCCUAUACUUUAAGGUUACUUGCAUGCAAUUAUGCAUAUAAUGUAUUGUUUUUAUAAUAGUAAGUAGCCUACAUGUAACAAGGACCCCUUUAAAUAAAGUGUUACCGACUUUUGGAUCCCACUGUAUUAUAUCAGUAAUCAGUCCAUGCUUUUUACAUGCAUUCUAAUACAUGACUAUAUCACAUUUCUGUAUUUUUGUUAGCAAAUCUGUGUUGGAUUUAACUGCGCAAAAGAGGACAAAUCGAAACCGAACUCUUUCAAAGAAUCAUUGUUAUGUUCAAAAGCAUCUAUAAAGCCAUUCGCCUUUUAUUCCGCACAUUUUGUGGUUUCUCAUUCAGUUUAAAUCCACCAAUGGGCUUUGAGGCUGCGGAUAUUGGGAUGUAAAUGAGCGCACCGCGCGUGCUGGCGCAGUGAAAGCGUCCGAUUGUUUAUUGAGCUCGCGGAGCCACGCGCCCGGCUCGCGGAACGUCACCCGGCGGGCGGAGUCCCGCGCGAGAAGCGUGCGUCUUCAAAGGGGGUGGGGUGUCCGACGCGUGUUGAAAAAGCCGAGAGCUGCCAAAGUUUGUAGCAGAUGCGAGGGACCACAACACCACGCGAAGGGCACGAGAGUCGUGCGUCGCUAGUUUUUUGACAGUGACACUGGACUUGUAGUUCGAGAAGAUUUUCCAAAAAACAUGGAUGCUGCCCAAAGUGCAUGCAACGCGUCCGUCAUCCUGCAAGAUUGCGCGCAAACCAAGUCGAAGGUGCUGAAGAGACAGCGCUCGCGCUCGCGCUCGCCGGAGCUGUUGCGCUGCAAGCGGAGGCUCGCGUUUAACGGGCUGGGAUACACCAUCCCGCAGCAGCAGCCCGUCGCGGUGGCGCGACGCAACGAACGCGAGAGGAACCGCGUCAAACAGGUCAAUAUGGGAUUCCAGACACUGCGCCAGCACGUCCCCAACGGCGCGGCCAAUAAGAAGAUGAGCAAAGUGGAGACGCUCCGCUCCGCGGUGGAGUACAUCCGCGCGUUGCAGCAGCUUUUGGACGAGCACGACGCGAUUUCUGCCGCGUUCCAGUGCGGCGUUCCGUCGCCGACGCUCUCCAACGCGUACUCGGCCGAUCCCGAGUCGCCACACUCCUCCUAUUCGUCCGAUGAAGGGAGUUACGAGCCCCUGAGCUCUGAAGACCAAGAGCUGCUGGACUUCACAACUUGGUUUGAUCGCUACUGAUACGUUCCUUCAUGUGACAGCUGGAAAACCCAGAUUAUGGAACGUGGUUGCUGGUUUAUUGCUGGUAUGGUGGUUUGUUACUGGUCCAAGAUGUUCUAGAAACCAGCAACUGUGUUCCAAACAAACCUGGACUCUUGUAAACUUCACAGAUGCUGCUUUGUUGACUCGACAGGCGGCAGUCUGGGACGCUGUGGCUUAGUGGUUAAGCUGGAAAUGGUUGUAGGUUCAAGCCCCAGUGGGGUCGAUGAGCUUGUACAAUUGCGAAACAAGUCAAGACUGCUGGAUGAACACAUUUCAUAAGUGCAAUUGUGGGCAUGUUAUGUCUAAACUGAUGCCGUUUAGAUGAGACCAACUUCCCUAAGAAUGUCAAGUUAAUGGGAAUAUUGAUUAUUAUUACCUACAACCAACUACCAGGUCUGCUUAAGGACCUACAUUGAAAUUUGUACAAUAACUUUUUGUAUUGUUAAAGAUGAAGAUAUAUUUUUGUAAAUGGAGCACAGCAGCCUCUUUGUGACAAUGAACGCUGUUAGAUUGUUGUGAUUAAUGAUAAUAAUAACCGUUCCGUUUAGAUCAAAGUUGUUUUUAACACUGGAGAAGAGUUGAUCUGUCGAUCUGUAUUUAUCAAAAUUUUAUUGUCUAGAUGUAGUUCUUCCUGUGAAACCAUACAUGGUGGACUUUUUCAAUGCACUUGUCCAUUUUUUAGUAGUGUACAUAAAUGAUUUUAACAAAUAUAUUUUGUGCAAAUGUUUUUAUAAAUAAAUCUGCUCUAUUUAUACGUACGUCAGUGUUUCUGGUUGAUUUUCAAACUCAUUCAAACCUAACUAAAAAUAAAGAUUCUUUAGAAGCAUCGACGGUUCCAUGAAGAACCUUCAACAUCCAUAGAACCUUCUCAAAGUGGAAAAAUGUUCUUAAGAAAACUGUUCACUGGAAGGCUCUUUUUGGAACCAAAAAUGGUUCUUCAAUGGCUUUGCUGCAAUAAUACCCCUCUUUAUUUGUAAGAGUGAGGUGAUCAUCCCUGUGGUUGUGGAAGAAUGACAAAACGCCCUUUUUGUCUCUUUACAAAGACACUGUACAUAGAUGGGCUAUUUCCACCCUUUCUAGGGGCCGUUUUGCGAUGACAAAGUUGGGUCAGAAUUCUCAUCCGAUGGCGAUUGGUCUAUUUUUAUUGUCGGUGUAUAACCCCAACUGAGUUUUUCAGCCCUGUCGAACCAAACCAAAGACGCCAUUUUACCAUUGUGCCUCCCAACAGGUGCCUUUAUGCAUUUAUAUAUGUGUAAUGACACUGCUUAUUGUUAAUAAUUGAAAUAAUGACUUGAAUUUCACCUGCAGGCUUUUACAUUUCAAAUGGGCCCAAUAAAAACUCAGAGACCCCAUUUAAUGAUCCCUCAAUAGGCGGCCCAUGAAGAGUUUUAAUGGAUGCAGCUCAUGCAUAAAAACUUUGAUUAGUUUUUGUGGUUGUAAAAGGCAAGAUAAAGAUCUAUUAAGCUCCUCCAAAAACAGGCACAUGAUACCCUCCAUCCCACGUAAGGGGGGCACUGAUGCCCCCUUGGCCCCCAUAAAGAGUUUUUCUAAGCAGGUGUGAGGCACGUGCCUGUGUUUGGUGGGACACAUCUGCUCCACCCCAUUGGCUAGCUGACGAACCCUCUCGGUUGGAGUUUUAAAAAAUAAGGGAGUGAUUUAUGACAGUAAUUAUUCAUCUCUUUAUGGAUUCUUCUAUAUAUUUUAGGGCACCAAAAGAAACACAUACUCAGCAUAAAUCACCUACUGGUGGGCUAUUGUUUAAUUUUGAAAUAUAGUUCAUCUUCGCUGACCUUCACGGGGUCUGAAAUGACGCGUCACUGUGUUUAAUGCAGGGCCGACUUUAGUUUCUAAGAGAAAGAACACUUGAAGUGUGAUUUAUGUCAUGAUAUUUAGUGCAAAGUGACUGGAUAUUCAAGUGCACCCCAGAAAAUUAGAAAACUUGGGUUUUUAAAAGAAAAUCCUUUCAUCCAGAUUAAGUAUGAAUAACCUGGAAAAAUACAUUUCUCACAAACAUAAUUUACAUAAUUAAAUCGAAUUAACCAAUGAUUUGAAUGCAUGCGCAACUUUCAGCAAAGAAAUAAGCCCACAAAUAAGUAUGCAAUAUAAUAUAAUGCAAUAUAUUAAUUUUAAAAGUUAAAUAAUAGUUUUAAAAUAUGUCUAGCUAUCUGUUUUUAUGUAUCUACUUUAUCUGUCACUACCGUUAAAAUAGUAAUUAUGCUCACAAAGGCUGCAUUUAUUUGAUUAAAAACAUAGUAAAAACAGUAAUAUUAUGAAAUGCUAUUGCAAUUUAAAAUAACUGUUUGCUAUGUGAAUAUAUGUUAAAAUGUAAUUUAUUCCAGUGAUACAAAGCUGAAUUUUCAGCAUCAUUACUCCAGUCUUCAGUGUCACACAAUCCUUCAGAAAUCAUUCCAAUGUGCUGAUUUGCUGCUCAAGAAACAUUUCUGAUUAUCAUCAAUGUUGAAAACAGUUGUGGUGCUUCAUAUUUUGUUGAAAACUGAUAUACAUUUUUUUCAAGAUUCUUAAAAAACAAACAAAAAAAAAAAACACACAAACUGACCAUGAACUUUAAGUAGUAGUGUAUAUUUUAAAUAUAUAUUUAGAGGUCUAUUAAGGGGCCCAUGGCAGAGUGAUGCGUUCAGCCACACCUUGCAGCACCUGUGUGGGCGGAGCCUGACCAUAAACUAAACUGAGUGUGAUGAGAAUCCAGCCACUGUUGCUUGUAAAGUGAUGAAAGUGGACCUUGUCUUGGCUUGUAGUGGCUUUCCUCAGAAGGCAAUUCCACCUGGGUCUGUUUUAAUGGCCCUUUGAGCAAUGUUUGAUUUCAAAGCCUGGAGAAAAAAAUACAUAUUUUUCUUCAUAUACAUUUUUUGAAUGUUUGAGAAAAAAAAAUAAAAAAUACAAAAAAUAAAUAAAUAAAAUGGCAGGAAAAGAAAGAUGAAAACUUGCGAGGGUGUGUAUAGCAAUGGGAGGUUAUUCUCUCUAUUCCAUGAAUAUGAUCAUUAAGGACCAAGUCCCAUGUUUCUGUAUGAGAACUGUUAGAUCAACCUGAUCUCACAGAAUUCCGUGUAAUGUUCAC